CUGAGAGUUUUGUGACCCACUUUGUUUGGUAAUCUUGAUCCUAUAUCUUCAAGCUUUGUAUUGUUAGCUUCACUUGCUUGUUGUAUCUGUUAACAGGUGUAUGAUUUCUUGAAAAUUUCAUGAAACAAUGCUUCUUUGAAAUUGCUGAAUAAUCAGUUAGGCAUUUGGUGGCUUGCAUAGAAAUGGAGACUGGUCUAUUCAUUAGGAGAACAUGAUGGUGGUGUUAUUUUGUAUGUGAGUGCGCAUGAAAGUCAUGGGUAGGACAGGAAAUGCUAGUGUUUCUUCCUCAAAGCCGAAUGUAGUGAAUAUUGGAGCUCUAUAUAACUUCAAUUCUGUUAUUGAACGAUCAUCAAAGCCAGGAAUUGAAGCUGCGGUUGAUGAUGUCAAUUCCGAUUCAACUGUUCUUGGUGGGAUGAAAUUGAAUCUUAUUUUGCAUGACACGAAUUGCAGUGGCUUCCUUGGAACUGUGGAAG
Messenger RNA from Camellia sinensis, 473 nucleotides. NCBI's taxonomy places the organism in Eukaryota, Viridiplantae, Streptophyta, Magnoliopsida, Ericales, Theaceae. The record is from RefSeq and is a predicted model, not a curated record.